Messenger RNA from Harmonia axyridis, 2233 nucleotides. RefSeq names its product transmembrane 9 superfamily member 4 (gene TM9SF4). Gene Ontology annotation, biological process: protein localization to membrane. Gene Ontology annotation, cellular component: membrane. Bases 180 to 2051 code for a protein of 623 amino acids. The record is from RefSeq and is a predicted model, not a curated record. Lineage: Eukaryota; Metazoa; Arthropoda; Insecta; Coleoptera; Coccinellidae. The transcript is spliced from 8 exons.
ACAUUUUUCUGUUGAAAUAAUUUUAAGGUUACCUCUUUCUCAUCGUUAAACUUUGGGAAGAUGAAUAUUUAUUGAAAUGAAUAAUGUUUUACCAUCGUUUUAAUAAAGGAUUAAUUACAGGAUUUGAAUGAUUUCAGUCAAUUCAUUAGGGGCAUAAUAAUUGAUGUUGUUUUCUCAUAAUGGAGCUACACGCACAUUUAUUUAUAGUGCUAAGUUUAAUACAAUGUUCGAUACAAUUUUAUGUCCCCGGUAUGGCUCCUACAGAUUUCAAAAAAGGGGAAAUAGUAGAAUUGAAAGCAGUUAAAAUGACAAGUAUUCACACCCAGUUGCCAUUUGAAUAUUAUUCAUUACCCUUAUGUUUACCAAAAGGAGCUAUAGGUAUUCAUUACAAAUCGGAAAAUUUAGGGGAAGUCCUCAGAGGAGAUCGAAUUGUAAAUACUCCUUAUGUAGUUAAAAUGGCUGAGAACACACCAUGUACUCUACUGUGCAAUUCUAACGAUAAGCCAAUUAACUGGAAUCCUAGUCAAUCACAGACUGUUGUUGAUCGUAUACAACAUGAUUAUUAUGUUCACUUAAUAGUGGAUAACUUACCAGCUGCUACCAUCAAAUCAAAGACAGAUAAUGGUUAUCAAUAUCAACUGGGCUAUGCAUUAGGAACAUCUGUAGGAGAUAGAAAUUAUAUCAACAACCAUCUUAAAUUGAAGUUACUGUAUCAUAACCCUACACCAGAUGUUUAUAGAGUUGUAGGUUUUCAUGUGGAAGCUGUAUCAGUGCAUAAAGAUGACCUUAAAUUUGUGGGAAACUCUUGUAGUUUUCCAGAUAAGCCUAGAUAUCAACUUGUAGAUCCUACAACAGGCACUAAAUUAUUCUUUACUUAUGAAGUUGAAUGGGAGGAAUCCAUGGUGAGCUGGGCUUCGAGAUGGGAUACUUAUUUGUCAGUAGGAGAUGCACAAAUACACUGGUUCUCUAUAAUAAACUCAAUAGUGGUCAUAUUUUUCCUUUCAGGCAUCUUGACCAUGAUUAUGGUACGAACUCUUAGAAGGGAUAUCGCAAAAUAUAAUGCUGAUGAAAAUUAUGAUGAUGCAAUGGAAGAAACUGGCUGGAAACUAGUACAUGGCGAUGUGUUUAGACCACCCAAAUAUUCAAGAUUAUUCUCAGCAAUUAUCGGUUCUGGCAUACAAAUAUUUUUUAUGUCGCUUGUAACAUUAUUUUUUGCUAUGCUUGGAAUGUUAUCACCAGCUUCUCGGGGAGCACUCACUUCUGCCGUUAUCUUUUUCUUCACAUUUAUGGGAGUAGUGGCAGGUUAUUAUUCUGCCCGUCUUUAUAAAACAUUGAAAGGACGUGAAUGGAAAAGAGCUGCGUUUUUAACUGCCACCUUAUAUCCCGGAACAGUGGCAGGUGUUUGCUUUUUCCUCAAUUUCCUCAUUUGGGGAAAAGCAAGUAGUGGCGCAGUACCUUUUUCAACUAUGAUCUCUUUACUUUUGAUGUGGGUAUUCAUUUCUAUGCCUUUGGUAUACCUAGGAUAUUAUUUUGGAUAUAGAAAACAGCCUUAUAGUCAUCCUGUGAGGACCAACCAAAUUCCAAGACAAGUUCCCGAACAGAAUUGGUAUAUGAAUCCAAUUUUGUGUACCCUCAUGGCUGGUAUACUACCAUUUGGAGCUGUAUUUAUAGAAUUAUUCUUCAUUUUCACCGCAAUUUGGGAAAAUCAAUUCUAUUAUCUAUUUGGAUUUUUGUUCCUGGUUUUCAUUAUACUGAUCAUAUCAUGUUCCCAAAUUUCAAUUGUGAUGGUAUAUUUUCAACUUUGUGAAGAGGAUUACCACUGGUGGUGGAGAAGUUUACUUGUUUCUGGAGGGUCUGCUCUCUAUAUAUUGUUCUACUCCUUAUUCUACUUCGUAACCAACUUGAAUAUAAAUGAGUUCGUACCCACCCUUUUGUACUUUGGUUAUACAGCACUUAUGGUACUCACAUUUUGGCUUCUGACUGGAUCUAUAGGCUUCCUUGCAGCCUAUGCUUUCGUGAGGAAAAUAUAUGCAGCUGUGAAAAUUGAUUGAACAGGUGUUUUUCAAUGUGAAAAUAAUUAUGUGUAAAUUGUUAAUGAUCAUAUUACAGAUAAUUUGUCAUUAAAUAAUAAGUAUUUAUAUUAGAAUUGUGUAUCUGAAGUAAAAAUGAAUUAUUAAUUGAUUUUAAUAAGAUGAUAACAAAUUUUGUAAAUAAAUUUUAAUGAAAUCACCUA